GCUGGGGCCGGGGGGCGGGCGCAGUGCGCAGGCGGGGCCGCCCCUUCCUGCCGCCGGGGAGCGCGGCGGGUGUGCGGGGGGGAGCGGCCGCGCGAUGGAGGUCAGCCACUCUGUCAAGGAGCGCACCAUCGCCGAGAACAGCCUGGUCAUCCUGCUGCAGGGUCUGCGUGGCCACGUCACCACGGUGGACCUCCGUGAUGAGAGCACAGCCACGGGGCGCGUCACUAACGUGGACGCCUUCAUGAACGUGCGGCUGGCCGAGGUGACCUUCACGGACAGGCAGGGCACGGUGUCAUGCCUGGAUGAGCUCUUUGUGACCGGCAGGAAUGUCCGCUACAUCCACAUCCCUGACGAGGUGGACAUCAGGACCACCAUCGAGCAGCAGCUGCAGGCCAUCCACAGGGUCCGCUACUUCGGGGGCCGCGACAAGGGCAGGAAGGAGUUCCCUCGCGCCAAGCACAAGUGAGACCCCGGACUUGCCCCUUCCACCGGACUGCCAGCCACCUCCACACCUCGGCCCGGGGCUCUGCUGCUCCCCUGGCUGGUGCCUGUGGGGGAGCAGGGUUACUAUUUUUUUUUUUUAAUUAAUAACCCCACUUAGAAGGGUCUGUGAUCUCA
Chroicocephalus ridibundus (black-headed gull) is the source of this 618-nucleotide messenger RNA. It is a transcript of the gene LSM10, whose product is annotated as LSM10, U7 small nuclear RNA associated. Gene Ontology annotation, cellular component: cytoplasmic U snRNP body; nuclear body. The coding region runs from base 95 to 466 and encodes 123 amino acids. NCBI's taxonomy places the organism in Eukaryota, Metazoa, Chordata, Aves, Charadriiformes, Laridae. The record is from RefSeq and is a predicted model, not a curated record. Gene Ontology annotation, biological process: mRNA 3'-end processing by stem-loop binding and cleavage. Gene Ontology annotation, molecular function: histone pre-mRNA DCP binding; U7 snRNA binding. The transcript has 2 exons.